UCACGAGGUGUUGGCCAAUCACCCCGGCGGGCAUAAAGUGGCUGCCAGCCCGCAGGGCUCCCAGCCGGGAGGUGUCACCCCCAGCAGGCACAGGCCGGAGCUCGGUCACCCAGCAUGCGGGCACAGUGUAUUCGGAGGACACUGCUCAGUCUGGUCCUCGGACUCCUGUUCCUGAGCACGGCGGCCAAGGGCAAGUGCUCAGGCAAAUACCACGAACUCCUCCGGCAGCUCCGGCAUCAGGCAGACCACAUGCGGGACACCAGCACACUCCUGGACCCCUAUAUCCGCAUGCAAGGCCUGGACACGCCUGGACUGAAGGAGCACUGCAAGGAUCGCCCUGGGGCCUUCCCCAGCGAGGGCACCCUCAGGGGGUUCAGCAAGCGGGUCUUCCUGCAGACUCUCAACACCACACUGGGCCUUGUCCUGCACAGACUGACCGCUUUACAGCAGGACCUCCCCGAAGCCCAGCACCUGGCGAGGCUGAACAUCCGGGGACUCAGGAGUAACAUCCAUUGCAUGUCCCAGCUGCUUCUCGGAUCCUCGGAGGCAGAAACAGCUGAGCCCACUCAGCCAGGCCCCAGGGCCACGCCGCCGCCCACUCCCCCAUCGGAUGCAUUCCAGCACAAGCUGAAGGGCUGCAGGUUCUUGCAUGGCUACCACAGCUUCAUGCACUCGGUGGCACAGGUCCUCCGGGAGUGGGGGGAGAGCCCGGGCCGGAGCCGGAGCAGGAGACACAGCCCCCACCCAGCCCUGCAGAAAGGGGCCCGCAGGAUGCGACCCCUCAGGAGGGACAAGAGACUCAUGCCCAGGGGCCAGCUGCCCCGGUAGCCUUAGGAGCGCCCCUGCCAGGUGAAAGUUCAGCAGGUACUCUGCAGGAUGACACCGCUCCGUUCCCCACCUCUUGGAAGUGCACUUUGAGGGGUGGGAGCUGGGCAGCCCCUCUACCUCCUCUGGCCUGGGGGGGAUGGGGUCCAGCUAUUGAGCCCCCCAUCCCUGAGUUCCUCAGUCCUGGUGGGGUGGCCGGGUCAGGUCCACACGGGGCCAACUUUCCAUUGAUUCAGGGGUCUGAUGACACAGGCUGACUCAUGGCCAGACUGGCUGCCCCCCCAGCUCUGCUCCCAGGAGGCCUGCCGGACUGUCCCUCUCAUGACUUCCUCCUUUCCAUAGUGGCCUCGUUGUAGAGGGGGGUCAGGGCCGGAGGUGGCCUCCUGUGCCUCAUCACCAGUCUCGGGCCAGACCCCUGAAUGUCUGGAUGACCUCACUUUAGGCAGCUGUGAUGGGGCAGUGCGUACAAGAAGGAGCCCUGAUUUGGGGGGGAUCCAAAAUUGGCCCCUAACUCACUGUGUGGCCUCAGCAAGGUCACUUUACCUCUCUGGACCUCAGUUUUUUUCUUUGUGAUUUGAAGGGUUGGGUACCAUGUAAAUCCCUCUCUGCCUGUCAGUUGCUGGGACUCUGUGACAUAGGGUGGAUAUCAGAUUCUCUGCGGACAUAGAGACGCAUGAUACAAUGGACACUGGUGAACACAGAGUUCUCUGGAGGAAACCUUCUAGCGCCUGGUGGCAGCUGGUCUCUGGUCCCGGCUCCUGGCUGCUCCCCCUGGUGGUGCGUCGUGGUAUUUUCUUAUGCUGAAACCAUUGCUCUCCUGGAGGGGGGUCCCAGAAGCUGCUGGGCUGAUUCCUUGGAAGGACGUGACUAAUUUAUAGAUUUGUUUUUAAUCUGUUUCCUAUUUAUAAGGCUUAUUUAUGAUGUGUAUUUAAUGUUAAUAUUGUGCAACAUAUAUUUAAAACUUGCCUGGUUUCUAAAG
Molecule: messenger RNA, 1804 nt
Organism: Sus scrofa (pig)
Lineage: Eukaryota; Metazoa; Chordata; Mammalia; Artiodactyla; Suidae
Gene: OSM
Product: oncostatin M
Biological process (GO): immune response; oncostatin-M-mediated signaling pathway
Cellular component (GO): extracellular region
Molecular function (GO): oncostatin-M receptor binding; cytokine activity
Source: RefSeq, a predicted model, not a curated record